This is a messenger RNA of Anopheles merus, 4722 nucleotides long. RefSeq names its product serine-rich adhesin for platelets-like. Bases 988 to 4431 code for a protein of 1147 amino acids. NCBI's taxonomy places the organism in Eukaryota, Metazoa, Arthropoda, Insecta, Diptera, Culicidae. Gene Ontology annotation, cellular component: extracellular region. Gene Ontology annotation, molecular function: chitin binding. The transcript has a single exon. The record is from RefSeq and is a predicted model, not a curated record.
AUUGCCGUACUUUCCCCCCCACUGCUUCAUGCAACGAACAAACGGUUGAUUAGUGUCAGGAAGCAAGGCCCCCGACGCGUUUAGAGAAGGCACUAAAAUGGACGCAGUUGUAGUGACACAUUUACUGCCCCGGCGGAGAAAUGCUUUCACAGUUCGGGCAAGAUGCAUUGCGCAGAAAAAAAAAUGCUCCCCGUCGCUAAUCCUAGCUGACAGAGUGACCUUAAUAUCCCGUUUCUCCUCCCCAGCUGAUGGGAGAGAAUGCAACUAUCAACAGCGACGGGAGAACCGCGAUCAUACAUGGUCACGAAUUGGUUCGGGUUAAUACGCACGAAAUAAAUCAACAUUUGAAAACAAACGGCGUUGCGUUUAAUCACCACAUUUAGUUCGUUCUGUUUCUGUUUCUCCGUGUGUCACGAUCAAAACAAUGUACGAAAAGUAGGAUACUUCAUGUGGCUUCUGACUAUUUGUUGUGCGGGAGCUGGUAGGGGAGGGUGUGUACCAUUCGACCUUAUCGCGCCUCACGUUGCAGCAAUGCGUUUUACUUUCGAAUUACAUCUUCCUGCUACAUCACCCUCAUAAUACACGGUGUACGUACGCGGAUUCGGUGUGUCAAAGAUAGGUCACAGCUAAUGAAGUGUAUGACGAUUAUUUAGGUUGGCGUAUUUGAGCAUUCGCCGUUCACGCGGCACUCGAUGGGCGAACGAGAGUAAAUGUGAUGAUAAAGCUUCGAUUGUUUAUCAAAAUGCUAUCAAUUCUGCCACUUGACGCCAACUUACGAUAUGAGUUUAUUGAUAUAUUUAUAAGAACAUUUGCGCUAUAUAAAAGGGCACCGAACUGUUGAGCAAUGGGCAAAUUGAUCUGGACCGGGAAAGCGGAACCUAGUGUAAGAGCAGCAGUAGAUUGGCAACUAAGCUUCAAGGAAUAAGUGAAUAUUGUGUUUGGUUUAAACCAUAAAUUGUGCUGUAAAAAGUGUGUCAAAAAGUGAAAAUGGAGUUUAAACGGACACUUCUGCUUAUGACGCUGACAACAUCAUCUUUCUUCCUUCAUGUGUCUGCAAGCUUCAUUUGCCCAAAGUAUGACACUUCACGACAGUUAUCUUCUCUAUACGCAAUGCCUCACAGCCAAACGGGCUAUGUGACAUGUGUUGGAAGGAUCAAAAUCGCAGCCCACUGUCCGGAGGGAUCGGUGUGGAGUGAUGCAGUGAAAACAUGCGUUCGACAAUACUCCUCCUCGGGAGUUCAGGAGCGUACGAGACGAGAUACCGCAAUAGAAACAGUGACCACAUGUGCAACGGUUUGUCCGCAAGUGUUCGAUCCGAGGAAGCUUGUGCUAGUGGAGCAUAGAUCUUGUACGAAAUAUAAUCUGUGCGUUCUUGGGUUGAUGUUGACUGUAUCGUGCCCGAAUGAUUUGCGGUUCAAUAAAGAGCGGUGUGAAUGUGAUUUUAAGGAAAAGGUUUAUUGUAAAGGUGAAGAUCCCGCGACGACAACAGUGGAUUAUGCAUCAACCACCGAUGCGACGACAGUUUAUGAUUCAACAACAGAAGAUUCCACAACAGAAGAAUUUACCACUGAAGUCGCAACAUCUGAGUCAACGACAGAAGAUUCGACAACAGAAGAGGCUACCACUGAGGUCGCAACAUCCGAGUCAACGACGGAGGAUUCUACAACUGAAGAAUCUACCACUGAAGUCGCAACAUCCGAGUCAACGACAGAAGAUUCUACAACUGAAGAGGCUACCAGUGAAGUCGCAACAUCCGAGUCUACUACGGAGGUUUCUACAACAGAAGAAUCUACAACUGAAGUCACAACAUCCGAAUCAACGACAGAAGAGUCCACUACAGAAGAGUCGACCACUGAGGUCGCAACAUCCGAGUCUACGACGGAGGAUUCGACAACAGAAGAAUCUACCACCGAGGUCGCAACAUCCGAGUCAACGACAGAAGAGUCUACCACUGACGUCGCAACAUCCGAGUCGACGACAGAAGAUUCUACGACAGAAGAAUCUACCACUGAAGUCGCAACAUCCGAGUCUACUACGGAGGAUUCUACAACUGAAGAAUCUACCACUGAAGUCACAACAUCCGAGUCGUCGACGGAAGAGUCCACUACAGAAGAGUCGACCACUGAGGUCGCAACAUCCGAGUCAACGACAGAAGAUUCUACAACAGAAGAGGCUACCAGUGAAGUCGCAACAUCCGAGUCUACUACGGAGGUUUCUACAACAGAAGAAUCUACAACUGAAGUCACAACAUCCGAAUCAACGACAGAAGAGUCCACUACAGAAGAGUCGACCACUGAGGUCGCAACAUCCGAGUCUACGACGGAGGAUUCGACAACAGAAGAAUCUACCACCGAGGUCGCAACAUCCGAGUCAACGACAGAAGAGUCUACCACUGAGGUCGCAACAUCCGAGUCGACGACAGAAGAUUCUACGACAGAAGAAUCUACCACUGAAGUCGCAACAUCCGAGUCUACUACGGAGGAUUCUACAACUGAAGAAUCUACCACUGAAGUCGCAACAUCCGAAUCAACGACAGAAGAUUCUACAACUGAAGAAUCUACCACUGAGGUCGCAACAUCCGAAUCAACGACAGAAGAUUCUACAACAGAAGAAUCUACCACUGAAGUCACAACAUCCGAGUCAACGACAGAAGAGUCCACUACAGAAGAGUCGACCACUGAAGUCGCAACAUCCGAGUCAACGACAGGAGAUUCUACAACUGAAGAAUCUACCACUGAAGUCGCAACAUCCGAGUCAACGACGGAGGAUUCUACAACUGAAGAGUCUACCACUGAGGUGACAGUAUCCGAGUCCAGGACAGAAGAUUCUACGACUGAAGAAACUACUACUGAAGUCGCAACAUCCGAGUCAACGACGGAGGAUUCGACAACAGAAGAGGCUACCACUGAAGUCGCAACAUCCGAGUCAACGACAGAAGAUUCUACAACUGAAGAGUCUACCACUGAGGUGACAGUAUCCGAGUCCACGACAGAAGAUUCUACAACUGAAGAAUCUACCACUGAGGUCGCAACAUCCGAGUCAACGACAGAAGAUUCUACAACAGAAGAGGCUACCACUGAGGUCGCAACAUCCGAGUCCACGACAGAAGAUUCUACAACUGAAGAGUCUACCACUGAGGUGACAGUAUCCGAGUCCACGACAGAAGAUUCUACAACUGAAGAAUCUACCACUGAGGUCGCAACAUCCGAGUCAACGAUGGAGGAUUCGACAACAGAAGAGGCUACCACUGAGGUCGCAACAUCCGAGUCAACGACGGAGGAUUCUACAACUGAAGAGUCUACCACUGAGGUGACAGUAUCCGAGUCCACGACAGAAGAUUCUACAACUGAAGAGUCUACCACUGAGGUGACAGUAUCCGAGUCCACGACAGAAGAUUCUACAACUGAAGAAUCUACCACUGAGGUCGCAACAUCCGAGUCUACGACGGAGGAUUCGACAACAGAAGAGGCUACCACUGAGGUCGCAACAUCCGAGUCAACGACAGAAGGGUCCACUACAGAAGAGUCGACCACUGAGGUCGCAACAUCCGAGUCAACGACAGAAGAUUCUACAACUGAAGAGUCUACCACUGAGGUCGCAACAUCCGAGUCAACGACAGAAGAUUCUACGACUGAAGAAUCUACCACUGAAGUUGAGACAUCCGAGUCAACGACAGAAGAGUCCACUACAGAAGAGUCGACCACUGAGGUGAUAGUAUCCGAGUCCACGACAGAAGAUUCUACGACUGAAGAAUCUACCAGUGAAGUCGCAACAUCAGAGUCAACGACGGAGGAUUCUACAACAGAAGAAUCUACCACUGAAGUCGCAACAUCCGAGUCAACGACAGAAGAUUCUACAACUGAAGAAUCUACCACUGAGGUCGCAACAUCCGAAUCAACGACAGAAGAUUCUACAACUGAAGAAUCUAUCACUGAAGCCGCAACAUCCGAGUCAACGACAGAAGAGUCCACUACAGAAGAGUCGACCACUGAAGUCGCAACAUCCGAGUCAACGACAGACGUUUCUGAAGAAACUACCACUGUAGUCCCAGUAACUGACUCAACUACAGAAGAUUCGACAACAGAAGAGUCUACCACUGAAGUGACAGUAUCCGAGUCUACUACGGAGGAUUCUACCACUGAGGUGACAGUAUCCACUGCAUCUUCAACGUCUGAAGUGCCUACAUCCGAAUCAACAACGGAAGCGUCUACUCAAUCGAUAUCAUUAUCAACGAUUGAAGUAACACCAGAUGAAACGACUUCAAGUUCCUCCACAGAAACAACAACUGCUCUCCCAGUAUCUUCAAGUACGGAGAGAACGCCUGUGUCGGGGGCCGAAAUUGUUACAGGCAUUUCCAAAGCGUUUGAAAAAGUGUCGAGCAUUUUUGAAACAUUAGCCAAAAUAUUUGCAUCGGCCAUUAAGAGCAACUAGAACGAUAGAAACAUGUUGUUGACUGAAUUGUAAAUUAUUUUUAUAUAUAAAAUUGUAAAAACUCGUUUGACUUAAAAUAAAAACACACACACACAAGUAUUAAACAAAAAAACACUCAAGCAAAAGCCAAUUCUUAUACGGUCCCUGCCAUCAAAGCAUUUCCAUUUUGCACAUAUGAAUGUCACAACGAGCUCAAAGCAGCAUGCACAAUUGCAAAAAUCACACACGAACACACAGACACACUGAACUGGUUCGGACUUACGUCAACGCUAUCGAGCGCUUCAUCCUGAA